Molecule: messenger RNA, 1611 nt
Organism: Trichosporon asahii var. asahii CBS 2479
Lineage: Eukaryota; Fungi; Basidiomycota; Tremellomycetes; Trichosporonales; Trichosporonaceae
Exons: 1
Coding region: 1-1611 (536 amino acids)
Biological process (GO): biosynthetic process
Molecular function (GO): pyridoxal phosphate binding; transaminase activity
Source: RefSeq, a predicted model, not a curated record
AUGACCCUCGAGCCUAACGGAGUCGCUACCGCCAACGGCAAUGGCGCCGUCAAUGGCACUGCCGCGCUGAAGGCGGCCGUCUCGGCGCCGGCUCCUGUGCCCGCCGAGGGCAAGGCCGUCGACCUCUCCCACCACCUUUCUCUUGUCGCUCGCUCGCGCAUGCCGUCCCCGCUGAAGGACAUCCUGACCUACAUGCACCUUCCCGGUAUGAUCUCGCUCGCCGGUGGUCUGCCUCACCCUUCCCUCUUCCCCUUCCAGUCCCUCUCGACCUCCGUCUACCACCCCUCCACCGUGCUCGACCCGGCAAACCCCGUCCCACCAUCCGACGGCAUCACGAUCGACAUUGCGCGAAAGGCGCAGCCGGGCAAUGUGUCCUUCCUCGAGCGCGACCUGCAGUACUCUGGUGCCGCGGGCUUCAAGCCGCUCGCGGAGAUGUGCAAGGCUCUGACGGCCGCGGUGCAGCCCCCGGCCUACGCAGACUGGGACGUGCUCAUCAACUGCGGCUCGACGGACGCGUGGCAGAAGAUUGUGACGCUCCUGUGCGAGCGCGGCGAGACGGUCAUCACCGACGAGCAGAUCUACCCCAGCGCCCAGGCCGCUUUCAUCCCGGAGGGCGUCAAGUGUCUCCCGAUCCCGGUGGAUGACCAGGGCAUGCGUCCCGAUGCUCUCUGCGCCGCCCUCGAUGCGUGGGACACUGCUACGCAGGGACCGAGGCCGCACGUCAUGUACCUUGUCCCUGUUGGCCAGAACCCGCUGGGCUCCACCAUGCAGGCCGAGCGGAGGAAGGAGAUCUACGCCGCCGCGUGCAAGUACGACCUAGUCAUUGUCGAGGACGACCCGUACUUCAUGCUGCAGUUUGAGGCGUGGGACCCGCUGGCUCCCUCUGAUGAGUCGGCUACCCCGCCCGCCGACUUCAUGAGCAAGGUUGCGCGCUCUUUCCUCAUCCACGACACGGAGGGACGUGUGAUCCGCCUCGAGACGUUCAGCAAGACGCUCGCCCCGGGACUGCGUAUUGGAUUCUUCGUCGCCAACUCCAUGUUCAUCGAGCGCCUCCUCCGCGGAACCGAGGUGCAGAACCAGCAGCCCUCGGGCUUCUCCCAGGUCAUCCUUGGCGAGACGCUCGCCCGUUGGGGAACCGAGGGAUACCUCCAGUGGUGUGCUAGACUUUGCGAGCAGUACCGCGUCCGCAGGGACUGGAUGCUCGACGCGCUUAGUAGCGAGCUUGCCCUCACUCCUUCCGCUGAGACGAUGGUUGCUACCAUCAACGGAAGGAAGGUACUCAGCUUCACCCCGCCCAUUGGCGGCAUGUUCAUCUGGUGCACGGUGCACUUUGACGAGCACCCCGGCUACGCCGCGUUUGUCGGCGACGGACCGGACAGGAGGGACAAGGAGCACGAGUUCGAGACGGCGUUCUGGAAGAAGCUGGUUGAUGCCCGCGUCCUCGUCACCCCUGGCUGGUACUUCACUCCCUACGAGGGACAGGGCGUGCCCAGCUCCAACAACGAGCCUGGAAAGGGAUACUUCCGUCUUGCGUACUCGUUUGAGAGCAAGGAGGACAUGGAGGAGGGCAUUCGUCGCCUCGCUAACGUUAUGAAGGCUGAGUGGGCAUAA